Messenger RNA from Gongylonema pulchrum, 375 nucleotides. The record is from the annotation of a GenBank genome assembly. NCBI's taxonomy places the organism in Eukaryota, Metazoa, Nematoda, Chromadorea, Rhabditida, Gongylonematidae.
AUGCUUCAGAUGAUUUAUCUGUUCGCGGGUAGUCUGAUUGUGGCUGGAUACAAUAUCCUGGGCGUUGAUCAGUUCGUUGUCAGUCCAAUACUUACACUUACUGCUCUCACAUAUCUUUGCCAGACGUUGUUCAGAAUCCCAUCGCUCGCUUAUAUCGUCAUCGGUGUCGGAUCGUUUUUCAUUGGAGCUAACUGCACCAGUGUUGUCAUUCUUCUAGAAAAUCAGAUAAUGAAGGAUGAAGCAUUGUUAGCUGCUUAUCACUUCUGCAGCAUCGCGUUCUUGGUAAUCCCUCACUACAAUUUUGGCAUGGCUCUUUUUCGUUUGAAUUUUGUUGCUGUAUUGCGCAUACAAGGCGGAAUAUACCUUGGUACGUAA